CAGAAACUCUCGCUAGUCGAGUGAUCGCCGCACAGCCGCUUACUUGUCACUUGCUCGCCAAGUUUACGUUUACGUGAAAAUAUAUAAACAUAAAUAGAAAGGUUGAAUGGGAAACAAAAUAAACAAAAGAAUUUCGAGUUACUGGAUUGUUGAUCUAAUCACCGGAAUAAAAUAGCAUUCGUGAAAAAGGAGAGCAAUGUUACCACCAAGAUGGCGGCAUACGAUUUCGAGACUGUUCCUAAUUCCCCAGCGGUACGUCCUGGGCAUCAUGGGUCUACUGGCGGUAUGCAACGCAUACACGAUGCGGGUCUGCCUCAACCUCGCCGUUACACAGAUGGUCAACAAUACGAAGAAUGAAGAAUUGCAUUUUGAUCCCGACGCGUGUCCUGAUGAUGAUGUGUUGAUUGCGAAUGGUACUUCUCCUUUGAGACCUUACGCAAUUUUCGACUGGUCAGAAUCAACUCAAGGCCUGAUUCUCAGUGCCUUUUACUAUGGGUACGCGAUAACCCACGUCCCUGGAGGAUACUUAGCGGAGAGGUACGGAGGAAAAUGGACACUGGGUAUAGGUCUACUCAGCACGGCGAUCUUCACGCUACUGACACCGGUGGUAGUGAAGGCUGGUGGCGCCACCUGGCUGUUUAUUCUGCGAGUACUACAAGGAAUGGGCGAGGGACCUACAAUGCCUGCUUUGAUGAUAGUGUUAGCCAGAUGGGUUCCACCACAUGAGCGAUCUCGUCAAGGCGCCCUUGUCUUCGGAGGAGCUCAGAUCGGUAACAUCUUUGGCUCCUUCAUGUCUGGGUUCCUGAUGGCUGGUGAUGGAGACUGGGUUAACGUGUUCUACUUCUUCGGGUGCUUUGGAAUUCUGUGGUUUGUUGCUUGGAGUAUCCUGUGCUACAGCACACCGAACACACACCCUUACAUAUCUGAUGAAGAACUGAAGUACCUAAAUGAGACGGUGACAAGUGCUGAUAACAACAGCGUCAGGGACCCCGUACCAUGGAAGGCGAUUGUCAGAUCUGUGCCGGUGUGGGCGCUGGUGUUUGCUGCUGUUGGCCACGACUGGGGUUACUACACAAUGGUGACAGAUCUCCCCAAAUACAUGACAGACGUCCUGAAGUUCAACAUCGCCGCAACCGGCACGCUUACGGCCAUUCCGUACCUCGCCAUGUGGAUUAGCUCCUUUAUAUUCGGCUGGGUUUGUGACGUGUGCAUUAAGUGCAACUGGCAUACCAUCAAGACUGGAAGAAUUAUUCACACGACUAUAGCUGCCACCGGGCCCGCAAUAUGUAUCAUAUUGGCCUCAUACGCGGGUUGCGAUAGGAUGGCCGCAGUCGCUUAUUUCAUAGCCUCCAUGGCUCUCAUGGGAGGCUUUUACAGCGGAAUGAAGGUAAACGCGUUGGAUUUGGCGCCGAACUACGCGGGCUCCCUGACGGCGAUGAUCAACGGUACUUCCACACUGUCUGGAAUUAUCACACCUUAUUUGAUUGGGCUAUUGACACCUGAUUCAACCCUAGUUCAAUGGCGUGUGGCUUUCUGGGUCUGUUUCGCUGUCUUAGUAGGCACAAACGUGGUCUACAUUAUAUGGGCAGACGGGAAACAGCAAUGGUGGGACGACGUUCGGCAAUACGGGUACCCGGAGGAAUGGAAGCAUGGUCCCCUCAAAAUGGCCAACCAAGAUAAAGAGAAAAAUAAAGAAAUUGAAGCGAAUAACUCUAAGAAAUAAGGUUGUAUUCAAAGUGUUGUGAUUAGAACGUUUUGAAGCCGCAGAUUGCUUUUAAGAUACGAACAUUUGAUUUCUAAGGACCUACUACCAUGAAGUAAGACUUCAACUGUGUAAGAGAGAUAGAGCUCACACGGUAUUGUGCGCUGUUUUGCUUCCACAAAAUCUUGCUUUCAGUUUGAUGGUAUGCUCCCUGUAUCCGUAUAGCGCUUUGCCAGAAAAUAAUUACCUACAUACAUAAACAUAAUAUCGUUAUAAAAAUUGCGUAAUGGCUGGUACGGAAGGUUUUAAGGAAGUAUUGUCCGAUUCGCCACUAAAAUUGUUGAUACAAAACGUAAUUUAUAUAUUCCCUACCGACGUAACUUAUAGCGAAUAUGUAUUAGAAAAUAUAUUUUUAUUCAGCUAAGCUUGAAAGCGCUUAAUCUGCGGCACUUAAAAAUGUAUAGUUAUAAAGCAACUAGUAUUAUAAAUUUAAAUAAAAAUAAAUUAUAAUUAAGUAACUAAUGUGAUUAGUUUAGUACUGUUCAAUGCAGGUGAUAUUAAUUAAAGCGAGAAAUGCGAGUCGAUUCCUUGGAAGCCUUUACGAAGCCCAGGGCAAAAGUUCUGGAACUAUGCCAUUGCUUGUUACCACUUACUCUUGGAGUAAUAUUUUAUCAGAUGUGGGAAAGAGAGGGCGCUCUACACAAUAUAUAGAGCAACGUCUCGCUUCCAAAACUAAAACUUUACUUUAAGAGGUCGUGGUGGAACGUAGAACGCGUUACUACAAACGCACUAAGAGGACUUGGCCUACAUUUUUAAUUACUCAACAAGUCCCAGUUAAUUGAAAUGCCGAUUCGUUUAAUUAGAGCGCAUUUCUGGAUUUCUUUGUGUAACGGUUUAUGGCUUGAAAUAGAGCUUUAAAUGCUUUUGACGCUUUGGUAUUUGGACUGUAAGAAAAUUUUGCAUGAAAUAGGCAGUAAAUGUAGUUGUUUAAAAGUAUUAAGAAGUUCGCGUUUACGGUUACCGUAAGGUAUCGGCAGGUGUUAGAAAAAAAAAUCAUCUUAAUUCCUAGUAAAACCUUUUUAUUCAAUAACUCGCCAAUAUCCACUUUAAUCUAGACCAAGAAGGGUUACAAUGAGAGAAUUAAAAACAGAACGUAUUAUUAAUAUUAUUUUAUCCUAAAAUUCCCGUUCAUUUGUUCCGAACAAAAUGAUUGAGCUUAAUUUAAUUUUUGAAUGAUUGAUUGUUUGCUGUAUGUGAAUAUCAACGUGCCAUCAGCGUGUCUGUACUUAUUUAAAUGAAAUAAUAUGGUAUAAUUAAUUUGUUUUCAAUUAACUUCAAGUGCGGAACGAUUUAAAUUUAAAAUUGUUUUCUUAAAUUAUGCCAUGUUAUUGUUAUAAUAUGCCUUACGAUAUUCAAACAAUAUAAACGUUUGUCUUUCCUCGUUGCUAUUAAAAUACAGUAGGCGUUAGGAUUAGGGAAAACCACAAUAAAGUAUAUGAGAGUGUUUCCAUGAAGUCCUAAAUACUACAUUAAUAAAUUUAAAUUAAGUCGCAUUUAAAAAAUGUUUUAUAUAGCCAAUAGACAUGUGAACCAGUUACCAUCUAAAUAAUUUUAAUACAGUGAAUUGGAGAAAUUGUGAUAACUGUUGAAAUAACUAAAGAGUUUCAACAAAAUCGAAUAAACUUUACCUUUAAAUUAUUUUAAAUAAAGUGUUAUAAUAAUAUAAG
Trichoplusia ni (cabbage looper) is the source of this 3429-nucleotide messenger RNA. Its product is annotated as putative inorganic phosphate cotransporter. The record is from RefSeq and is a predicted model, not a curated record. Gene Ontology annotation, molecular function: transmembrane transporter activity. The transcript is spliced from 10 exons. Gene Ontology annotation, biological process: transmembrane transport; monoatomic anion transport. The coding region runs from base 197 to 1723 and encodes 508 amino acids. Lineage: Eukaryota; Metazoa; Arthropoda; Insecta; Lepidoptera; Noctuidae.